Molecule: messenger RNA, 4274 nt
Organism: Botrytis cinerea B05.10
Lineage: Eukaryota; Fungi; Ascomycota; Leotiomycetes; Helotiales; Sclerotiniaceae
Gene: Bcskt5
Product: Bcskt5
Exons: 3
Coding region: 1454-3538 (694 amino acids)
Molecular function (GO): protein binding
Source: RefSeq, a predicted model, not a curated record
GCAGCUCAACUCCCUUUUUGACGCUUAACCGCCUCUGCUGCUUUUUUUCUUUUCCUUUUUCCACUCUUCCACACGGACAAUGCUCAGGGAAGAAUGACUACACAGUACGAGGCAAGGCAAGGAAAGGAAGGCAAAGGAAAGGGAAAGUGGGUAUGGCAUUGCGAGCUAAUGGACUACGAUGGAUGGAUGCACUGCGAGCGUCGUCCUGUAAGAUCAAAUCGCAUCAGAUGGGCCCAAAGCAACGUAAUACCGACUUGGCUAGCGAGGGAGCGAGGUUCCGCUUUGAAACUUUUAGAUCUGGUCCCUUCCUCUUUGAGUAAUAAUUAAGUAUUUGGGAGAAAGUCUAAGUCGAGUGAUGUGCAAAGUAGAGGAAAGCGGGGACGUCAAGGUCGACUAUCAUCAUAAUUAUCAAUCACUCUUUUAUGGAGAAUUGACGACGGGAGAUUGUUAUAAGAAUGCGAAUGACGGUCCAGUGCAAUAAAUGCUCCCAAUAAGAAGUGGCACCCCCCGACUGCACCUAAUCGCACCAUACUCCGUCCAGGGCUAACGAACGGGUACUGGUGAUUCCCGGGGCCGAGAAAGAAGGGUCGAGUCUGUUGAGAAAGAGUUUCUCGUUCUGACGUGCGUGCGACAACAGCAUUCCUGCAUAUUGCAUCUUCAUUCCUCUCUCCCCUCGCGCGAAACUCAAUCCAAUCGAGUUCACGUCAAGUCACGUCACGUCAAGUCAAGUCAAGCCAGCCCAGGCCGAGCCGCCCGUCGGACACUGAGGGUCAAUUCCAGAUUCUCCUCUUCCCUCUCUCGCAUUGUCAACAAGAAAACCACUCCCUAUGUGAAAGACAUCCAUCCAGAGCAUCAGCCGCACCUCGACUUGUAUUUCGUGUGUCAACCCACCAAAUACUACCCAAAUACUACCUUAGUACAUCGUACUCGCGGGGGGCAUAAAUAAUUCCUAGGGUUGCGACAGGGGUAUAAUCCUAAAAUAUUAUUCACUUGCCCUUGGAUGCUCCGAAACCAACAAGAAUAAAGGCUGCCGCCACGGAUACAUUCGUUCUCCUUUGUGUUCAAAUCAAAUCACUUUGGCGUGGGACUCUAACGGAAGACUACAAACUUUGAUCAUUUCAUCAUACGGUUUUGUGCAGGUAAUACCGACCAAACCGUUUUCUUUUUUGAAAGCCCUCGAUCUACCACACUCGUUUGCCUCGCAUCUCCAGCAUUUACGAUUGCACACGCACCUGAGAAAACCCGGCAUACAAGAAACUCUCGCUCGCUCGCCAUAUAUCGCACCCUUCCCCUCCUACCUCGGUACCGACCGAUCACACUAUUGCAGCGCAACUUCUUGAUAUCCGGAAAGUGCGGAGAUAUAUCAGAAAGAAUCUUCUAACCUCAUCCAGUAGAGUUUGGGUGGAGAAGUAUCGAACAGCGGGUCAACGGUCGAGCAAUACGAAACUUGACCAUGCCAGCCCAAGUUGCAACCCCCCCUGGCUCAGAAGGCUUCAGAAUGGCUUCCCCCAAAGGAUCCCCUGCGGGUUAUUUUGACGGUGAAAGCUCAAAAGAGAAUAAUACUGGGCGAAAGUCAGUACCACCAUCACCUCCCGCUGGAAGAAUACAAGGAUCACCAAUGACUCCCACUAAACUCAAUAUCCAACGUCAGUCUCGUCAGUCGCAGAUCGGGAACGAUGAGGAAGCAUUCAAAACUCAGGAGAAUGAGAGUUCUCAGCGGUCCGAAUUGUUUCUACCUGUUUCUGCUGAAAUGCCAUACCGAACACCACCGCCGGCGCCCGCAACUAUUAUAGAGCCUUCCCAACAAUCAGAACUGAGGAUGUCUGGGGAAUCUUCUUCAGCAUCAAGAACUUCAUCUGAGACCUCUUCAGCCCACCGAAACCGAUUUGGAAAUGCAAUUCCUGAACGGAUCGAUGAAAAUGAACCUGGUGCGCAUGAGCAACCAGUGCCUCAAUUGCAAUAUUACCACCAGGCCCCCAAAACUCCAAAUCAUCGGGCUUCUAUGCCCAUCGGCACAGGUUCAACGGAUUUCAUGGAAGCAGGAUCUUCGACAAAUCGCCACUUAACCCCUAGCUCAUAUGCCAGACAUUCUUCUAAUAAUUCAAGCCAAAGACCAUUAUCUGCGUAUUCUGACCUGGGUGGUAGAACUCGUUCACCUGUCAAUGGGCCCAACUCACCAACUUGGCGUACGGGAUCCGCUAACUCGGGGAGGUCUCAUGAUAGGCCAAUGUCGUAUAUCGACCUUGCUAACAUGCCCUACACGAGACAACAUGCACCGGGUCCAAUUUCACUGGAUAAUUCGCAGCUGAGGACGGUUGUAGGAUCAAAUGCGUCGUUACUGAGCGCACAGAAGACGUUAGAGAUGUAUCGGCAAAACGCCAAAAAAUCGAGUAGUUCAGAGAUACAAUACUCUUUUGCUAUAUUUUUAAUACAAGCAGCUCAAGAGGCUGGUCUAAACGUAGAAGAAGACACUCCACGCAAAGCGAGCCCGAAACCUGGUCGCAAUAGCCCUUACAUAGAGAGUGAACCUGCCACUCCACAGAACCUACUGCGCGAAGCCAAGAGUAUUCUACAAAAACUGGCCGACCGAGGGUAUCCAUUUGCACAAUAUUAUCUAGCUGAUGGCUUCUCUUCUGGGCUGUUCAAUAAAGGAAAACCAGAUCUCCAUACUGCCUUUUCAUUAUUUGUUUCAGCAAGCAAGCACGGUCAUGCUGAGUCUGGCUACCGAGCUGCGUUGUGCUAUGAAUUUGGGUGGGGCUGUAGAGCUGACGCUGCAAAGGCAGUGCAAUUUUAUCGAGCAGCAGCAGCUAAAAAUCAUCCCGGUGCGAUGACUCGUCUUGGUCGAGCUUGUCUCUCUGGCGACCUCGGCUUUGACCGAUACAAGGAGGGUCUUAAAUGGCUAAAACGAGCCACUGAAUCGGCUGAUGCUCAGUACAAUUCCGCGCCAUAUCAUCUUGGAAUGCUCUACGAGAAUGGCUAUGGAGAAGAUCUUUUCAAGGAUGAAGCCUAUGCGGCUGAACUUUUUACUCAAGCCGCAGAGUUAGGAAACGCCGAUGCUUCUUUCAAACUAGGCCAAGCAUAUGAACAUGGAAAGCUUUCGUGUCCUCGAGAUCCUGCUUUAAGUGUGCAUUUCUAUAACGGAGCUGCGGAGGCUGGUAAUCCCGAGGCUAUGAUGGCGUUAUGUGCUUGGUAUCUGAUUGGUGCUGAACCGGUGCUCGAAAAAGAUGAGAAUGAGGCAUAUGAGUGGGCACGACGAGCUGCUGACACGGGUCUUGUCAAGGCAGAGUAUGCUGUGGCAUACUUCACAGAGAUGGGUAUUGGUUGUCGACGCGAUCCGCUGGAAGCUAACGUUUUGUACGUUAAAGCUGCCGCAUCUGGCGAUGAGCGUGCGAAACACCGACUUGCCAAAAUCCGAGCAGCAGCAUCGGGAGGUACACCGAUGGAAGUGGCCCCACCUAGAAAUGCGGCCAAGAUUAAGAAAAGUGCAUCGGCAGUCGACAAACCGGGGAAAGAUGAGAAGGAGUGUGUAAUAAUGUGAAGAGCGAUAGAAGAUUUCCCGAGUUUGAGGAGGGAAAGCAAACAGCUUUGCAGGCACGCCAAUUAGUUUUGAUGUCUAAUAGUUAUUGGUUGGGACCUUGAAAGAAGCCGAGUCUGGAGAUUAACGUGAACAGUAUGAUCCGGACUGUAUUAGCAGAGAUAUACUGUUGGUUGUGGGCAUAGCUGUCGAUAUAGAAAGGCGUGAUAUAGAUCUCGCAGGAUAAGACUUGAAUGAAUUGGGCAAAAUGCCUUGCUUUUUUUCGCGAUACGUUGCAUGCGAGGCACGGCGUUUCAUCACUCUAAAUAAUGAAUGGCGUUUGCUGGUUUCUUUUUAUUUUAUCAUGUUUUGAGGGAAAAAGAAAUAUCUUUGUGUUCGAAGUUUUUUUUAUAUAGCAUUGAUGAUCUCUGCAUUUGAACGCGGAGGGAGCAUGGUCUGAGGGCGAGGGUGGGGCUAAGCAUUAUUUUGAGGAGUGAAAGGGAGAUGUUCAGGAGGGGUAUUCGGCUAAAUGGCACAUAUAUGAAGGAGAUAAUUAUAGGAGGUGACUUUCUCACUAAGGACUUAGCCGAGCGAAUGAGUGGAGGGGAGGUUUGAAAUGGAACGAGAUAGUGAUGGAUUGAGUGGAAUUGAUUGAAUUUGAUGGAGAGGCAGAUGAGUAGAUGAGUAGAUGGCGGAAGAAAUAGGUAGUGAUAGUUUUGUUGCCACUCAAUAUAAUGAAAUUAUAUGAUUCAUGAAUUGA